Molecule: messenger RNA, 3589 nt
Organism: Pseudomyrmex gracilis
Lineage: Eukaryota; Metazoa; Arthropoda; Insecta; Hymenoptera; Formicidae
Gene: ine
Product: sodium- and chloride-dependent GABA transporter ine
Exons: 12
Coding region: 556-3186 (876 amino acids)
Biological process (GO): sodium ion transmembrane transport
Cellular component (GO): membrane
Source: RefSeq, a predicted model, not a curated record
AGGAUAUUCAUGAUCUCCCGCCAGAGAACCGACGGAGUUGUAACGUGCGAGAGUAAUGCGAAUCAAGUCCGAGUUUCUCUCCGCUGUGUAUGCAUCCGCGAGGCAUGCACGGCGCUGACGUCGCGAUAUAAUAUCACACGGUACGUGAUGCGCGACGUAUGGUUGACGUGUGUGAGUUACGAUUCACGACGCACGGAUCGCCGCAAAACGCGGGUUCACGGCGGUGUCGUCGCUUCGCGCGGUCGUUCCGAAGUCCGAUUCUCACGUGGUGCGGCGCUUUGAAUCGGCGCUUAUUCAGCCGCGCUCACGCGCCCGUUCCGCAAGGACAGAAGUGAACAGAAAACGAAUGCCGCAACGUUGACGACGAUAGUACACGUGUACACGUGAUCGCGCGCGUUGUGUGUUUUUGUAUGUGUGUGUGAGUGCGCGCGGUUUGCGUGAAACCUUAUCACUCACUUCGCCCGAUACGCGAAUGACUUUUGCUCGGUUUGUUGAAACGCGCGUCCGAUCCGCUCGAGGCAAGCUGCGAUCUGACAGAAGCUGUGUCAUGCGAUCAUGAACACCGAGAUCAGCAAUAACGACGGCGGAAUCACCGAAACUCCCGACAGUUGCACUCCCGUUUCGUCGAAACACGGCGAUGUUACCGGUAACAAGCUUCCUCGCAGACAGAUUGUGCGUAAAAUGAGCACAAUGCUGGAAGAGGAGGACGCUGCCAUGUCCGACGACACGGAUCCGGAUGUGAUCAAGAUUGGUAAUCACCAGCAAAAACGUCCCGAGGAGAUCGAGUGGUCUACGGAUAAGGAGAGAGGUCGUUUGUUGAAUUCGGUCGGUCAUAAAAUCGUCAUUGCGCCGACGAGCGCGACCGGCAACGGCAACGUCAGAAGGACAAUCAGUCGCGAUCGCAGUCCCGAGAGUGUUCAGGAAAGAAGUCAUCAUCAUCGGUGGCAGUCUCGACUGGCAAACGAUUUGGUCGAGACCGGGUCGAGUCGUGACAACGGACUGCCUCAGAGUCCUGGCAGAGCGAGCGUCAAAAGCAUCGAUCAUCUGCCGCCACCACAUCGACAACACUGUGUACAAGUGCCGUCAAGGAUCUCGAACGCCAUCAUGGACGAGAAUCAGCAACACUGUCCCUGCUGCCAUCAGUCGUCGUCUUCCUGGUCGUCCGUCUUGUACGCGGACGCCAACGGCGUGGGCCAGACUCGUCUGUUCUCCGACACGGUCUCGAUCAGGUCCGUUGCGUCGAUCGGCCUGGGCUCUUCCGACGGCAGGAAGCUCACAAUACGUAGAGUUCCCACUUCGCCGACGGAGUUGCUUAACGUGGUACAUCCGCCACCCUUCGAGGAUGACGUGUCUACGUACACCAGCUAUGACGACGGCGACGCGGACGACCUCGGCGAUUACCGGCAGCCCAGGAGGCCUCAUUGGGCAAAUAAAGUGCAAUUCGUACUGGCCUGCAUAGGUUACUCCGUCGGUCUCGGAAACGUCUGGAGAUUUCCUUAUCUGUGCUACAAGAGCGGCGGCGGUGUCUUCCUCGUGCCUUAUUUUUUAAUACUCAUAGUAUGCGGAGUCCCAUUGCUGUACAUGGAGCUCAGCAUCGGUCAGUUCACUCGUCGCGGUCCAAUCGGCGCUCUGGGUCAAGUGUGUCCGUUAUUGAAAGGAGCUGGUUUGUCGUCGGUCGUGAUAUCGUUUCUGCUGUCAACUUACCACAAUGUGAUAAUAGCUUACGCAAUUUACUAUUUCUUCGCGGCAUUCCGGGCUGAACAACCGUGGACACGUUGCGACAAUUCGUGGAAUACGCCGCGAUGUUGGCUGCCAAGUUACGGGUUCAUAUACAAUCGAACUCGACCGAACUCCACGAGAACACCGUCCGAAGAAUUUUUCGACAACAAAGUCUUGCAAAUGAGUAACGGCAUCGAAGAGCCGGGAGCUCUGAGAUGGGAACUCGUGGCUUGUCUGAUAACCGCGUGGAUCAUGGUGUACUUUUCCAUUUGGAAAUCCAUCAAGUCAUCGGCGCAGGUACGAUAUCUCACAGCGACGCUGCCUUUCCUUCUGAUCAUUGUCUUUCUGACGCGUUCACUCACUCUGGAAGGCGCCGCAAAAGGUCUGCGAUUCUUUUUUCACCCACGCUGGGAACUGCUCGGUGACGCCAAGGUCUGGAUAAACGCGGCGGCUCAGGUUUUCAAUUCGGGUGGAAUCGCCUUCGGAUCGAUGAUAUGUUUCGCGAGUUACAACAGAUUUCACAACACAAUUCUGGUGGACACAGUAUCCGUUUCGCUCAUAAACGCCUUCAGCAGUUUGCUGGUCGGGAUAUUCUCGUUCGCCACGAUCGGCAAUAUAGCGUUGGAGCAAAACACGUCCGUCGAAGAUGUUCUGACCGACGGACCUGGUCUAGUCUUCGUCGUCUAUCCGCAAGCGCUAGCCAAGAUGCCAGCCUCUCAACUCUGGGCUGUUCUGUUUUUCUUUAUGCUGGUCUGCCUGUCGUUGAAUAGUCAAUUUGCUGUUGUUGAAGUGGUCGUUACGUCGAUCCAGGAUGGUUUCCCGAAAUGGGUGAAGCGUCAUCUUCUCUGUCACGAAGUGCUGGUCCUCCUCAUAUGCGUCGUUUCGUUCUUGUUCGGUCUGCCGAAUAUCACGCAGGGUGGUAUUUAUUUCUUCCAACUGAUAGAUCAUUACGCCGCAUCGAUGUCGAUCAUGUUCUUGGCGUUCUUCGAGGUAAUUGCUCUCUCAUGGCUUUACGGCGUCCGACGGCUGUGCAGUAACGUCAAAGAAAUGACCGGACGCGUACCUUCGAUGUACUUUCGCUUCUGUUGGUUCAUCGCCGCACCUUUUCUCAUCAUGGCCGUAUGGGUGUUCAAUUUAAUCGAUUACGAGUCGCCGACCUAUCACAACGGCGACUACGUUUAUCCGUGGUGGGCAGAAACGAUAGGAUGGAGCAUCGCGUCUCUUUCUUUAAUUUGCAUUCCCGCAUUUGCAGUUUGCGUGCUUGUUCGAGCGGACGGCGCAACGUUUGCCGAAAGACUCAAGAAUUCCAUUAAACCGCACUUCGAGGCGUGCAAGGUUUGCGGACAGGAAUACUGUAUAGAGCCUAUGCACAAUGUGCAGGAUGACAUAAUGCUCAAGGAACCGGAAACAGACGUGAAUACUUCCGUGCAACUGAAUUCGCACUACUUGCUGAAGCCUCAGAUGUGAUAACGUUAACCCGUCGCGCGAGUGAUCAAAUUUUCACAAUCACAAGAUCGUAUUUGCAGGUUGAGACUUGACGAAUAAAUGUUUGAUAGACGUCCCGUUAAAAAUAUCAUUUGUCACUCCACGUGACAGCGUUGUCACGGCAAUCGAAGCAUUCCAUUAUUUACACGAUUCGUCACAAAUUAUCUCUGCGAGAGAGUCAUUAAAAUAAGAAUGUAUCUCUGUUACUGAUGUUAUUGCCGGCUAAAGUAAAUUGUUGCUCCUCGAGUCAUCGUCAUGUGAUAGACCAUACGAACAAAGCACUGAUUCAACUUGCGUAGAAGUGCAUAAAUUCCUGUACGUACGCAUCGCACAAGAUACAUGUAAUAUAAUGUGUAUAACGCGUGUAUUGUUAACCAUAAUUUUA